AUGUCUUAUCAACCAGUGGAUCAGAUCCCCCUCCAAGACCUAUCGUCGGUUACUACGCCCGAUGCAUUGGAGGAUGAAGAGUCAGAGCACUCAGACACUUCGGAAGUUUUUACGGAGAUUGACAAUUAUAUCAGCAAGAGUGACGAUCUUGAGGAUUUUCUGUUGGAUCCCACAUUUCAACAGACUCUUCUGAGAUUCCAUGGCUCACGCACAUUAUCCAAGCGAAUGUGCUCGAUCAUAACAGCAGCUAUUUUUGCAGUGUGGCUAAUAGCCCUUAUAGUGUAUUCGAAUGGAAAUGCCCGGAAGGUUGCGUCGGGGGUGUGGUACGGCGCUGCUACUACUCAAGUGCUGCUUCUGAAUCGUAACAUCACCUUGAACGCGUUUCUGGCGAACAAUGCCAAUGUUACCUUCGACACGUACCGAAGGGGAAUGUAUUUUCCCGAUCAUAAAGUGAUCCGGUGGUUGACGCCGAUUCAGUUUCCUGAGGAAGGCUCGAGCUCUCACAAUGGCUACUAUUUGGCUACCGAAGGCACUGAAGUGGUUAUCCGCAAGGCCAAUUCUGACUACCGAAUGAUUUUGUUGGAGAAUACUGUUUUCGAGUACAAGAACGACUUCUUCAAUCUUGAAGAUCUUGUUCUAAAUCCUGGUGUUCUGGUUGACGACACUAGCGCAAUGCAUGUGCUUCGAUCUGACAUCACAAAACAGUGGCGGUACUCCUCGUAUUCUUUGUUCUGGCUCUGGCAACCAAGCACCGGUAAUUUAUUCCCAAUUCAACCUCCAGGUUCUGCUUCUGAUAGUUUGGAAAAGCUCCAUUUUGUUGAAUUCAGUCCUUCUGGUGAGUUCUUAAUUUUCGGUCACAACCAGGACUUGUAUGCCAUGAAUGUGGCCAAUCAGGGCAUUGCGGUUCUCACAAGUUCGAAAGACAGAAACAUUUUCAAUGGAAAGCCGGAUUGGGUGUAUGAAGAGGAAAUUGUAGGUGAUGAGAAGAUGACCUGGUGGUCGCCCGAUCUGAAAAAGAUGGUAUUUGCAUCUAUUGACGAUACAGAUGUGGAAGAUUAUCAGUUUAGCUUCUAUGUCAAGUCGAUUGAUGAGAUUGCAUCUUCGUUUGAUGAGAGAGAUCUCAACCAAUAUCCUGUCCAAGCAUUUUUGAAGUAUCCAAAGCCUGGAACCAACAACCCAAAAGUGUCUCUCCGCGUGUUUGAUGUUGACCUGCAAACGGUUAAAAAUAUUGAAGGAUUAGCUGACGAAGACGUUGGGGAAGAUUUCAUUUUAAGUGACGCGACUUGGAUUGAAGAUGCAAUGCUUUUGAAGCUCACUGACAGGACCAGUACUGUUUUAGUGAAGAAGCUAUACCUUCCGAAAGAUGAGAAUGUGAAAUUUGUUUCGAAACAGGAUACCUCCGAGUACAAUGGGUGGGUAGAAAAAGCUCUGCCCAUUGUCACCAUCCAGCAAGACACCGUCAAGUACCUUGAAAAAGUGGUGCUGGACAAUCUCGUCCAACUUGCAGUCUUCGAUCUGGCUGAUUCGGAGACAUACUCGAAGUUGUUAGGGCCAAUCCAUUAUGAAUCCGCAUUUGCAUACGACGCCAAUGGAAAGACUGUCUACGGAAUGUGGGGCACCAACAACGAGGUUUCGUUCGGUCUGGUGUCAAUUGAAGAUGGACUGAAGAAGACGAUCAGUGGGAAUGGCAAAUUUCUGGCCUAUUUCAGCCCUGAUGGUAAUUUUGUCGAGCUUUACUAUGACGGGCCCUCGGAGCCUUGGCAAAAACUCAUAAAUGUUGCAGACUUCGGCGAAGAAGUCGACUUCGACAACUAUGAGCCAGUUAAUGAGGUGAAGUCCCUUUCACAUACUCUUGCAAUCACAAAUGUGCCUACCAGAGUGCAAAGCAAGAUCAAGGUUGGUCAUGGUAAAGAGGCUGUUGAGCUCAACUUGAUAGAGAUCUUCCCUCCAAACUUCGAUCCCAAUCAGAAGCACCCUCUCUUGGUUAAUGCCUAUGGUGGUCCAGGGUCCACAUAUGUGGACGCUGGUUUCCUGAUUGGCUUUCACGAGAUAGUUAGUUCUGAAUUAAACGCCGUGGUACUUAUCAUAGACCCUCGUGGAACUGGAAGCGAUGACUGGGGUUUGAAACAAUGGGCUUACAAGAAGUUGGGAUACUGGGAGCCUCGUGAUCUCACAUCGAUCGUCAAGGACUACAUCAAGAUUAACAAGUACGUGGAUGAUGAGAGAACUGCUAUUUGGGGUUGGUCAUAUGGAGGCUUCACCACGCUUAAGACAUUAGAGUUUGAUGGAGGACAGGUGUUCAAGUAUGGUAUGGCAGUCGCACCUGUCACCAAUUGGAUGUUUUACGACUCUGUCUACACGGAACGAUAUAUGAAAAGUCCUAAAACUAACGAGAACUACCAGAAAAUCUCGGAAAUUUCCAACUUCAAGAAGUUCCUGGAUGUCCAGCGGUUUCUUAUCAUGCACGGAACUGCCGAUGACAAUGUACAUAUCCAGAAUACGCUCUGGCUUGUGGAUCACUUCGAUACGGAAGGUGUGGAAAACUAUGAUAUGCACUUUUUCCCAGACAGCGACCACUCGAUUUAUUACCAUAACGCCAACACUAUCGUUUAUGACAAAUUACUCAAAUGGCUUCAAAAAGCCUUCAAGGGUGCAUACGACUAA
Molecule: messenger RNA, 2664 nt
Organism: Sungouiella intermedia
Lineage: Eukaryota; Fungi; Ascomycota; Pichiomycetes; Serinales; Metschnikowiaceae
Source: the annotation of a GenBank genome assembly